AUGAAAUCUCAAGAAAGCCACAUGACGUUGUGGCAGAAGUUCAAGGAUGCGAAUCCCGACACCGAGUUUGUCCUGGUUCAAUUUAUGGGAUACAACGCCAAUAUCUUCAUCCGCGCCAUACCUGUAACUCGUUUCGAACAUCUGAUCAAAAACGGGCAGACAUUCUCAUUCGCUAGGGCUGGACUUUACCUUCUUCCCCACGACCAUCUAGCUGAGGGAGGAGAACCUGUUGGGAUAUGCUAUUUGAAGCCUGAUAUUUCCACGCUCUAUGUUCAACCUGGGUCUCCUCACAGGGCAAUUGUCGUUGCGGAUAUUGUGCAAGCAGAUUGUGUAACUGCCAUUCCGGAAUGUCCUCGAUCCCGACUGAGACAUAUAAGUAGCUUGAUGGUCCAGGAGACUGGUCACUAUCCACUCAUCGGGUUUGAGAUUGAAGUCGUCUUCAUGCAGAGAGUGAAGAAUGCCGAUGGCUCGGUCGCCACAUAUCAACUCACUAACAAAGACCAUUCCUUCGGCAGCUUGACGACAGAGGACGAACAGUAUAUGGUCAUGGUUGAGGAUAUCGCGAGGUCAUUGCUUGCGGCUGGUAUCAAGAUCGAACAGUUCCACGCCGAGGCUGCCCCUGGACAGUGGGAAUUUGUUCUUUCACCAUUGCGUCCCGUGGAGGCCGUCGAUACCCUGAUUAAAGCCCGCAGUAUCAUCUCUCGAACUGCUGAGAAAUAUGAACUCAGAGCAACCCUGUUUCCUCGGCCAUCAGAGUUACAUGCCGGGACCGGAGCACAUGUACACAUUUCCUGUAACGUAGACGAGUUAUCACCACUACAUUCACAGGACCAAAAGAAACAGCACGAAGCGCAAGAAUCAUUCUUCGCCGGAAUAUUAGACCAGCUUCCUGCAAUCUUGGCCUUCACUCUCCCGCAGCAAGAAAGCUAUGCUCGAGUACAAAGCGGAAUAUGGAGCGGCGGCGAAUACGCUGCGUGGGGUUGGGAAAACAAAGAGAUUCCUCUUCGUCGAAUUGAGCACAAUCAUUUCGAAUUGAAAUUGAUGGAUGGAUUUGCAAAUCCUUAUCUUGCGUUGUGUGCUCUUCUAGCAGCAGGCAUGGAUGGUCUGAAGAGGGGAAUUCAAUUGUCUGCCGGUCCCUGUCCCCGAGGCGCUAAUAUGCUCUCUCUAGAGGAAAGGGAGAAACUUGGGAUUUGUACAUUGUUACCAAAGUCACUAUCUGAAAGUCUGGAUAUUUUGGUGUCGAACGCCGUGAUUUGUGAAACGAUUGGACAGGCUAUUAUCGAGCCGUAUCUUGCUAUCAAGAGAGGCGAGAUUGAGCAAGUCAAGACUUGGACAGAAGUAGAACGGAGGAAUUACCUUAUCUCACGUUACUAG
This is a messenger RNA of Talaromyces marneffei, 1374 nucleotides long. RefSeq lists its product as uncharacterized. Lineage: Eukaryota; Fungi; Ascomycota; Eurotiomycetes; Eurotiales; Trichocomaceae. The transcript has a single exon. Gene Ontology annotation, molecular function: glutamine synthetase activity. The record is from RefSeq and is a predicted model, not a curated record. Bases 1 to 1374 code for a protein of 457 amino acids.